Cryphonectria parasitica EP155 is the source of this 693-nucleotide messenger RNA. RefSeq lists its product as uncharacterized. Lineage: Eukaryota; Fungi; Ascomycota; Sordariomycetes; Diaporthales; Cryphonectriaceae. The coding region runs from base 1 to 693 and encodes 230 amino acids. The transcript has a single exon. The record is from RefSeq and is a predicted model, not a curated record.
AUGGAGGCGACCAAGAAUCUGGCAUCGCGACUGCGACACCGAGCCUCCCUCCGCAGGUCCAUCAAGAAGACGGCCCGACCUACAGCAGCUGACAGGACUCAGCCCAACAACAACACCGCUCCCCGCGAUGGAAUCAACGGCCAGCAGCGCCAGCAGCAGCAGGCAAUGACGCGCGAGGGCCAGAAUGCCCGCAACGGCGCCACCGCCAGCGUCGUCAAUGCCAGCGGUAUCCCUGCUGAUGCUGCUACAGACGACCCACCCACUCCUACUCUUCCUUCCCCCACCGCCGCCGCAGCCAUCUCGACGGCAGCGAGCCUCGCGACUGGCCCAGCAACUCCACCUGUGCCGAGCCCCGGGUCCGACGUGUCGCCUCUGUCGCAAGUACCGCGGGCGCUGGCUGUUAACGGCACCAGUUUUGAGAAAUCCCAAAUCGACACGGCCACCACCGGUGGAUAUUUUGCACUCGCCAAGGAGGUCGACGACGUGUCAGGCAGCAACAAGAUCACCUUUGCGAUUCCAACCAAGCCCGAAGCUGGUCUGACGGACGGGCGGGCUCAAGAACAGGAAUCCGAGUCUCCAGGACUGGAGACGGCUGUGUCGAGCGCGACACCAUCCCCCGGAGCCAGUUUGCGAGACUCGACGGACGAUGCGACGACGGAUGCAGGACAAUCCAGCACUGGCGGUAGGUCAUGA